Molecule: messenger RNA, 1049 nt
Organism: Rosa rugosa (rugosa rose)
Lineage: Eukaryota; Viridiplantae; Streptophyta; Magnoliopsida; Rosales; Rosaceae
Product: NDR1/HIN1-like protein 10
Exons: 1
Coding region: 152-841 (229 amino acids)
Biological process (GO): defense response to other organism
Source: RefSeq, a predicted model, not a curated record
CCCACUCCCUCUCUACCCCUUAUAUAAACAUCGCUUCACCUUCUUCACUACCAAUACUUCUUAUCUUCUUCAUCCAAUUCGAUCAUUUAGCAGUUUUGAUUAUACUCUACACCUUCCAUAUAUAUCCUUCGCUCCGUUUCAGCUUCCAUAUAUGGCAGAGAAAGAAGAAGCCCACUUAAACGGGGCAUACUACGGCCCCUCAGUCCCGGCCAGCAAAUCCUACCACCGUCCCAGCCGCGGCGGUGGCCCCCUCGGCUGCUGCUGCAGCUGCAUCUUCGGCCUCGUCUUCAAAAUCAUCUUCGCAGCAGUCGUCUUCAUGGGACUAGCCUUCCUCGUCUUCUGGCUCAUAGUCCGCCCCACUAAAGUCAAGUUCCACGUCACCGACGCCACGCUCACCCAAUUCAACUUCUCCACCGAUAGCAAACUGCAUUACAACCUAGCCCUCAACCUCACCAUUCGAAACCCCAACAAGAAGAUCGGUGUCUACUACGAUCGCAUUGAAGCCAGAGCUCUUUACGAGGGCCAGAGGUUUAGUACGGUCACCCUCACGCCAUUUUACCAAGGCCACAAAACUACAAACGUUUUGAACCCGGUGUUUCAGGGACAGCAAUUGAUUGUUGGAUCCAACUUGCUUGAGGAGUUUAAUCAACAGAAAAGUGCAGGGGUUUACGAGAUUGAGAUGAAGCUUUAUUUGAGGAUUCGGUUCAAGUUGGGUAGAAUCAAGACUGGAAAGUUCAAGCCUAGAAUUGAAUGUGACAUGAAGGUUCCUUUGAACCAGAAUGGGAAUUCAGUCGGUACUUUUCAGACGGAGAAGUGCUCAGUAGAUUACUUUAAUUAUUGAUAACGCACUUCUGUUAGUCUGUGGCGGAGCAGAGAGCACUUCAUUAAUUCUUGUUGAUAGUGCACUUCAUUCUCGUCUUCUCGAGAGGGAUGCGGCUUGUAUAUUUAUGAGCAUCCUAUACUCCAUAUAUAGUCUUGGUUCUUUUAUUUAAUUUUUGGGUGUAUUUGAUACUUGAGUUAGUAUUAUAUAUAUAUAUAUUAUUUUUUUU